CAAAGAAGGAUACACCGUGUAUCAUACACGAGUAACACGAGUGACGAGCGAGACAAAAAACAUUUGACAGUAGACGAUCAUAAAUAAAGGAUACUCUAAUCAGAUAAUUAAUCCAAUCCGCCAGUCAGUCGAGUUCAAAAUUAGAAUGCGUGAGUAUAUUUUUGAUUAUUUUCAUUGAAUAUUUUCAUAUUAUAGUAACCUUCAGGGCGCAGUAUUUUAUGUGUUAAAAUCAGUUCGUUUUCGGUUCAAUGUCACGUCGACGCCUUAACAAGAACGAACCAUGCCUUCACCAAGGAGGGAAUUCCGGGGCCGUGAAACGGAUUCAUAAAUCUGACUGCAAGCUUAUGACCUCGCUGUUAUCCUGUAAAAGGAAAAUUCCUCCCUUAAAUAUUUUAGAAUCACAAGACAUCCUUAGCAAAAUUUUGGAACAGAGGUCCCAUUUGGACCAAAAUUUGGCUAGAACGCUGAAUUUGCCGAUUUAUGUACUUGAAAUCUUUUAUGCACAUCGAAACCAUUUUCAAGAACAAAUUCAAGCUAUCAAGUGUACUUGCACGGAGGAAUCGACAUCAUUGACAUCAUCCUGUGGUUCGAUCACCGUCACAAGUAAAAAGAUAUCACAAAUAAGUUGCUCAAACGACGAGGAAGCCUCAAAAUUGUGCCCCUUGGUUGCCCGUGUUUCAAUGUCCAACAACCAUAGAACGAUCGAGGAAAAUAAUUCCAAUCCGGAGCAGGAAGACGACCACGACAUCAUUGCUACCCAAGAGAAAAUCGAAAUCAGCAACCAUCCUGACAACGAUGUAUUGUUCGAUGGCUGGGAUGCAGUUAACAACAGUGGAACCUUUCUCGAAUCGGACAUUUCUACAGCUCAAGGACUCCACGCCGUUGUCCAAAUAGAAGAAACAUCAGGAGAUGAAAAUCAACCCCCCUAUUCUCUGUGCAUUGACUCCCCGUUGCGAGAAAAUCAUGAAAAGGAAAAAAACGAACAUUCCCCCGAAUCACUGAGUAUAUCACCAAGUGUUUCUCACGCCAAUGCAUCAAAGACCACAGAACCCUGCUCCUCGACAUCAUCAUCAGACAAGGAAGCCAAGAGAAGACUGAAUGGAAAAUCUGAUUUGGUCAAAAGGUGGCAAGAAGCGGUAAAUUAUCUUGGUAUUUCUACGAUGGAAGAGCUGUUGGGUAAAUUCGUCGAUCCAGAUAUCGUACCACCUCCUCGUCCAAUUUUACAAGAAAAUUUUGACGCGGAUAAGUUGGAUGCAGAAGACCUUGAUAUUGUUUCCUAUUUGAAAAACGCUGUGAAGGAGAUCAUAGCAGCAGAAGAAAAACAGUGAUAAAACAAUGAUAACUUUCUUUCUAUUCUAUGCUUCUAAAUAUAUAUUCCCUUAGAAAAUCCUAAUACCAUAUGUUGAAUGGAUUUAAUUGACACACUUUUGAUUUACACAACACUGACAUAAUAAUAAUUAUUGGUUUAAACUAUUCAGUAAAUUAGUUCUAGAUCCGAGGUAUUGGUAUAGCUUUGUGUACCAACCAAACUGAUCCUUUGUCUCUCAGAAGAGAAAUGCAUAGCUGCAGAGAGCGGGAGUCCUUUCCAUCACGUCGUACAAAAUAACUGAUGCCGAGAGAUUAAGCUAGUUUUUCCUAAGGAGGAAAUAAUUAAUCAGUAAAUUUAUGUUAAUUAGCAUUUAAAAUUUUUCAUCGCUGAGCGAAGGACCAGGACUUGCGAUUUUAGAUUUUUCUGUUGCAAUUAAUAAUCAACACUCGAUAUACAGAUACUUUGAACUGUUUAUUUGUUGUACUUAUCGACGAUAAGUUAUCGUUAAUGCCAAAGUUCUAGUUACUUACUGAUUACCUAAAUUGACACACCAGAGCUCAAGAAUUAUGUCGACUAAAGCUGAGAAACAGGAUCAGAACAAUUCCAAUAUCGGUCACGUCCAGCAGCCCCCUCGACCCAGUCUUAACCGCACCAUGUCAUUUUCUGACUCAUUUUUCUCUCAGAGAAUCGUCACCAUAGACUUUUACAUGUCCCCUUCCUCAGAAUUUGACCCUGCACCACCUGAUCACCGCUUUAGUGAAGAUAAUCCCCGAGUUCCUAUCCUCCGAAUAUUUGGAUCUACACCCAAAGGACAAAAUUGCACUACACAUGUCCACGGAGUUUUCCCGUACAUCACCAUCCUUUACGACGCGGACAUUGAAAAUUUUGAAAGCAACAUAGUGGAUGGAAUUGAAAAAGCCUUGAAUAAUUUUCUUAAAACUGCAACUAGAACAGAUCUCAGAAUUCUAUUUCAUCGCCAUAUUUUUAAGGCAGUUAAAAUUUGUGGAAGAACUUAUUAUGGCUAUCGACACACACAGGAAACCUUCCUGCGAAUAUACCUGUAUAAUCCAUCUGUUAUCAAGAAAGUUGCAGAGCUUCUGCUGACGGGUGCAAUUUUGGACCGAAAAUUCCAACCCUAUGACGCGCAUAUACCAUAUCACUUACAGUUCAUGAUUGAUUAUAAUUUGUAUGGAAUGAAUCUCGUUCACUUUGGGGCAGCAAAAUUUCGCAGAAAAAUUGGUCAAGAUCACCACAAUGUCUCCCCAGUAUCACGUAAAAGAACAACGUCAAUAUCUUCGUGUGGAGUGACAACAGUGUGGAAUUUGUCGCAACUCCCCGACAGCCUAUUCACUAAAUCCUUGGAGAAAGUUUCAGUUUCGGAAUUGGAAAUUGAUGUUUGUGCUAUAGACAUAAAUGUAGUGUCAACAAGAUCAAAUGCGCAUUCUUGUAAUCCAGGAAUCGAUGCGAUUUGGCAAGAUGAAAUCGAAAGACGACGGUUGUUAGAACAAUCACAAGUUUCGAUCCCAGAAAGCCAGUCAAGAAAUUUUCUUUGUGGUGAUCUCUUUUCAACUGAAGCCUUGUAUAAGGAAAUUUUACUCAACAAAUUAGCAAGUUUACCAUAUUCUCAAGAGAACAUCCCUCCGUCUGUCAAUACUUUCAGUAAUACGGAGGAAGUCGGUGACGGAGUCUUUGGGUCUGAAGUUGUAAAUCAUUUUGUAAACAAUGUUUCAAACGAAGACGAUAAGUCAACUGAUAAGCCGUCACCUUUGAACAAAACCCAACAUUCUGAUGAUGAUGAUGAAUUGUACGAAUUAUUCAAAGAGUUUAUGAACGAAAAAGCUAAUGCAGUUAUUGACCAGGGAGCAGUAGCUAGCACUAAACGCCCUCCACUUCUUAAAAACAUUGACGACGAAAUCAGCGUUGAUCAACAAGACGAUGAUGAGGUGGACGAGGAUGAGGAACGAUCCGAACUUGAAGGACCAGAUGAUUGGAACCAAUCGUUUUUAUCCAACUCAAUUUUAAAGUCUAUAUUUAAUGAAAAAAAGUCCGAGAUCGACCCCCCAGACUCAGAUAAAAAAUCCAAUUCAAUUUCAAACGAUACAAUUAAUGACGAUUAUCCUCACCCAGCAAAGGAUCAGUUCAACAACUUGAACAACGAGGUGAUAUUUCAAGGAGAUGGAUUUCAAGAUAACUCUGACGAUUCCGAGUUGGGAAGUAACAGUUCUAAAGAAUCGUCUAGGAAAAGCACUCGAAAGCGAAGGACCCCACGAAAGUAUAAAGAUAAUAUGGUAAACAUGUCUAAAAGAUGCUACCAGAGAAAGAAAAAUGUGAAUCAACCUUCCGAAAAACUAUCUAUAAACGUUAACGAUCAAAUUUCCACGUCAGGGAAUAUUUGCAAGACAGUAACUAACAAUGAUACUAGGAUUCUUGCAAGUGAUGAUCCUUCCACUAGUACUAUGGCUGCUAAACAACUCCAAAAACCUGACACUGUUGAACUUCCUGGUCCGAAAUGUAAAAAGAAAUAUCUACUGGGUCCAAUUAUUGCUAAGGUAUUUGCUGGUAACGCGAAUCAGCAACAAGUAAUUAAGCUACAUAUAGAGUCUGAAGAAUAUAAAGAAAUUAUUGAUAACAAUCCUAUCGUUCGAGUUGAAAGACUGGAGUAUCCUAUUCGACCAUCGUCGAGUCGGGAUAAGCACAAUAUGAAAACUCGAUCAUCCAAACUAGAAAAUCCGAUAAUUCAAUCCAACCCUGAUAAGAAUCAUCAGCCGCCUUGUGUUAAUGUACAGUCGGACCCUGUACAAUCGAGUAGUAGUGAUGAGCCGACAAAAGCCCAAAAUAAAAAGUUUAAAACCAAAAGAAAUAUAAAACGAAGUAAGAAGGACAAACUUGUUCCCAUCUCGAACUCUGAUCAUUGUCUAGAUUCGGUGAAUGUAACAAGCACAAGUUUUAUUGACCAAAGUAAAGUCAAUAUUGUUUGCGAAUCUAGCCUUUCUUCAGAAACUAUCGUGGACCCGUUAAAUUCUGUUCAAGAAGAGCUUCCUCCUGCUUCAUCUGUUGUACAAAUUACACACACGAAGAAGUCACCGUUAUUGAUUGAGAAAACCAAAGUGUCAUCAAUGGACGACGAUUCCUUAGAAAGUGGUCCCGUUUUGGAGUCUCGGAGUAUUGAAAUCCAAACAGAAUUACCGCUUUGCCAUGGUUGUGAUUGCAAAUCGUCGGAUGGACUUGUGAAAACUCCAAUUUUUGCGAAACAGCGUGAUGUUGGGAAAGAACAUGAUGAUGUAUUCAUAGCUUCGGCUCAAGAAAAAAAUGCGGACAAUGUUAAGCAAUGUACCAUUGAUGAUGUCGUCACGCCAGUAACAGUUGAUAAGGAUUCAAAAGCUAUGCCAAUAUAUUGCACCCCUAAGAAAAAAAAACUUUCUCCUUUAAGUACUCCAGAAUUAGUGUCUAGCACCAGAAAAAGGGUUGAAGAACGGACAAAAUCCACAGAUGGAAAUUCAACUCAAUAUAAAACGUUCUUUAAGAAAAUUCUUCGCAAAAAUCAGAAAAGUUUAUCAAUGCUCAGCAUUUCUCCACCGCCCAGUAAAUUUACUCCCUUAUUGGAAAACCCCGUCGCGACAUCUCCCCGGGGUGAAAUUUCUUGUUUUCAAAUCAAACGUUCAGCUUCUCGUUCAAAAACACGGAAAAAACGAUUAGAAGCCAGGGCAAAAAAAUUGCAAGCAAACAACAAGUCUGACUUAUUCCGCAAUGAAUUUGACCCACUCAAGAUUGCUCCAUCAUUCAAAGUAAUAUUUAAGCAAAAUCUAAUGAGGCAACACAAAGUAAAGAAAGAUUGCAGUGAAGGAAAAGCAAAAUGUCUGAAUAAGGAGAGCGAAGCAUCACCAGACGGGCAUUCUAGUCAAGAGGGUGCGCCUCAAAAAAUAAUCAGAAAAUGUAAUAAUUUGGACAGUUCUUCAGAUGAAGAUUCGGAUUAUUCUGUCGACACGGACACCUCAGGUGUUAUCUGCCAGAAAUCAGUCACCAGUCUCAAACAAACUGUUACACCUAUAACUGUAGCUCAAAUAUCACUGAAUUCAAGUAAGACUCCAAAGUCCAUCCUCAGAACAUCAUGCAAAAGUGCUCGAGAAAUGCGAGUUAGUGGAAAACGACAAAUUCGCUGGGAUAAUAAUAGUCCAAGUGUUAAAAAAUUUAUCAAACUGGACCCGGUUACCCAAAUUAAUUCGGGAAGCAAUCCUCCAUUAGAUGAAAAAGCUUUAAUCAAUAACAGCGAAAUUGAUGGACCUUCUCCAAAAAAUAAAUUUGGGUUUGAGCUUGACAUGUCCAAUUUACAAGAUGCCAAAGCGUUGCAUCAAAUUCAACAUGUAAACGUCAUGAGUGUUGAAUUACACUGUCAGAGUCGAUCGCAUCUCGUUCCUGACCCAGCUUACGAUAAAAUAUUGGGAAUUUUUGUAUACGUUUACAGUGAUCAUCCUGACAAUUUUCACCAACGCUUUGUCAAGUCGUUUCUGGUCAUUAACACUCAACACAAGGUUCCAUCAGCAGACCCAAAAUGCGAGUACUUUUUAACAGAAAUGGAUCUUCUUCAUGGAUUCUUGAUAUUCUAUCAUAAGAAUGACCCAGAUAUACUUGUCGGAUAUGAGACGGAAUUGUGUUCUUGGGGGUAUAUAAUCAGCAGGGGUGCGGCCCUGGGCCUUGACUUAUUGUCUCAUUUGUCGAGACUUCAGCCGGUUAUUAGGAAAACUGGAAGCCAUGGCUAUGAGCGAAAACAGGAGGGGUGGGAUGGGCAAAUACCUGGCAGAAUUGUUCUGAAUUUGUGGAGAUUGCUUCGCCACGAGAUAACUGUUACGAGCUAUACAUACGAAAAUACAGCCUACCAUGUCUUGCAUAGGCGGGUUUGUCAUUUCAAUAACGCCACGCUAAUGAACUUUUGGGACCGUCCUAAUGAAAGAUGGAGAGUUUUGGAAUACUAUGAUCAACGAGCCAAGGGUAAUAUUGAAAUUAUGAACUCAUUAGACAUGGUGAAUCGAACAUCCGAGUUGGCUCGACUUUUUGGAAUUUUAUUUUAUGAAGUUUUUUCGCGGGGAUCACAGUUUCGGGUAGAAUCAAUGAUGUUGCGAGUGACAAAAUCCCAAAAUCUUAUUCCUGUCUCUCCAAGUGUAGGACAACGAGCUAAAAUGCGUGCUCCGGAAUUUUUGCCAUUGAUAUUGGAGCCACAAUCAAACUAUUACACAGACCCUGUUGCAGUACUUGAUUUCCAGUCUUUGUAUCCAUCCAUGAUGAUUGCGUAUAAUUACGAUUAUGCUACAGUGAUUGGAAGAGUGGAGCACUUGGGAAGAGAGGAUCCAUUUGAACUCGGAUGCAUUCAAAAUCAAGUCUCAACCUAUUUCCUAAAAAAGUACUGCGAUGCAAUUCACAUCUCUCCCGCUGGUGUUGCCUUUGUUAAUUCGAACGUACGUAAAGGAGUCCUCCCUCAACUUCUUGAACAAAUUCUCGAUACCAGGCAAAUGGUGAAACGCUCUAUGAAAAAGUGGAAAACCGAAGGAGCCGCACUGCAGAAAAUUUUAGAUUCCAGACAAUUAGGGCUCAAAAUGAUUGCCAAUGUUACGUAUGGUUAUACUUCUGCCAAUUUUUCCGGACGCAUGCCAUGCGUUGAUAUAGCAGAUAGUGUUGUUAGUAAAGGACGGGAAACUCUUCAGCGAGCAAUUGAUUUCGUUAAAUCCAACUAUGAAAAAUGGGGAGGAGAAGUUAUUUAUGGGGACACGGAUUCAAUGUUUGUAUUAUUUCGUGGAAGAACCCGUUCAGAGGCAUUUAGACUUGGACAUGAAAUUGCGGACCAGGUUACAAAGUUGAACCCAAAGCCUGUAAAGCUGAAAUUUGAAAAAAUUUAUCAACCAUGCAUUCUCCAGUCGAAAAAACGAUAUGUCGGAUACUCAUAUGAAACAGAAGAUCAGGUGGAGCCACUGUAUGAUGCCAAAGGAAUCGAAACCGUUAGAAGAGAUGGCUGUCCGGCUGUAAAAAAGAUUUUAGAGAAAACCUUGCAUAUUCUCUUCACCACGGAUGACUCUGAAAAAGUCAAAAACUUUUUGCAACUUCAGUUCAAAAAGCUUUUUACCGGACGAGUGAGUAUGAAAGAUUACAUGUUUGCUCGACAAUAUCGAGGCAGGGAAGGAUAUAAACCCGGUGCUUGCGUCCCUUCUUUAGAGAUUGCAAAAAAAUUAGCGCAGUUAGACCCUAGGUCAGAACCAUUGAAUAAACAAAGAGUUCCUUACGUAAUAGUUUACGACAAACCCACGCUCCCCUUAAUUAAACUAGUGCGCACUCCUAUUGAAUUUUCCAAUGAUAGUACCCUUCGCCUCAACGCCCAUUACUACAUAGAAAAAGCAAUCAUUCCAGCCUUAAACCGCUGUUUAGGUUUGGCAAAAAUGAAUGUCAUGAAAUGGUACAAGUCUCUUCCGAGAAAGUAUCUUCGAAAUAUUUUGGACGAUGAAAAUCAAUCAGGCCAUUUCACAUUGGAUGAAUUUAUGCAACACGCUAACUGUCUCAGAUGUGAUAGAAAAACUGAAAAAGGAAUCUGUGCUAACUGUGAUAGUGACAUCCAAAAGUCUACCUCGUUUUUCUUGCAAGUAUCAUCGGACUUAUCGACAAAGAUGGACACAGCGUGCAGGAUCUGUGUGAUGUGUAGUGGUGAUGACGACAAGUGUGAUAAUACGGACUGCCCAGUCUUCCAUAAGCUCUUGCGAUACGAACGCGAUGAACAAUAUAAUAAGCACCUACUUUUAAAACUUAAAAGAUUUGAAAUUUGAUGCAAACCAAUAUAUAUUUGUACUUAGUACUAUGUUUUACGCGGCUACUAUUUAACGCAAUUCAGUAUUUUUACCACAACUAUUUUUUAUGAUAAGGAUUAAUGUGUGCCUUUAAUUCACUUAACAAUAACCUUUUUUAGUAACGACGCCAUGAUUCACAACUUGACAGCCUUGAGUAAUAAUGCCAAUUAUGUAAAUAUGGAACAUGUUUUGCCUCGUCUUCUUGUAAACAAUUUUUUUAAUAAAAUGGAAUCUACAUUAUACGUUAACUGAA
Folsomia candida is the source of this 8386-nucleotide messenger RNA. RefSeq names its product DNA polymerase zeta catalytic subunit (gene DNApol-zeta). Gene Ontology annotation, cellular component: nucleus; zeta DNA polymerase complex. The coding region runs from base 1876 to 8112 and encodes 2078 amino acids. Gene Ontology annotation, molecular function: nucleotide binding; DNA-directed DNA polymerase activity; DNA binding. Lineage: Eukaryota; Metazoa; Arthropoda; Collembola; Entomobryomorpha; Isotomidae. Gene Ontology annotation, biological process: double-strand break repair via homologous recombination; error-prone translesion synthesis. The record is from RefSeq and is a predicted model, not a curated record. The transcript is spliced from 23 exons.